Messenger RNA from Lampris incognitus (smalleye Pacific opah), 3081 nucleotides. RefSeq names its product antizyme inhibitor 1-like. Gene Ontology annotation, molecular function: ornithine decarboxylase activator activity; ornithine decarboxylase activity. Bases 499 to 1854 code for a protein of 451 amino acids. The record is from RefSeq and is a predicted model, not a curated record. The transcript is spliced from 12 exons. Gene Ontology annotation, cellular component: cytoplasm. Lineage: Eukaryota; Metazoa; Chordata; Actinopteri; Lampriformes; Lampridae. Gene Ontology annotation, biological process: negative regulation of protein catabolic process; positive regulation of polyamine transmembrane transport.
UGCAAAUUUCUCUCACAGAAAAAAAAUAAACCUUCCCUAGACACCCUGCGUAAUCCGGGCAGGAUAAACUUUUCAAAAACACGAGGGCAGAAGACGGGGACAUCCAGUUUGAGUUUGAAUUUCGAGGCAAAUGAAUAGGAACGACUCUCUCCUUAAGGGGUCAACGCCUAGUGAAUGCUGGUUAUUGCAAGAAAUUUCAGGGAACACUGCUGGACCGUACACUGUCCUUACUGCAACGCCAUGGGAAAUAUGAGGCGAUAACACAGGUGUACAACAACCACCCAGAGGGUCGAGGGGCGGCUCUCUUCCGAGAGCCGUUUGACUUCAACGCCGAGCCGCCUUGGGAUCCUAGCUGAUAGUGGGGGAGCUCCAUCCCUGGACUCGUCCAUUUUGUUGCAAGUGAUCAGGACCCCAGCGGCUCGAGAAGCAGCAAGUGUGACCACCUCAGGCAAGCCGUAAUCUUUAUACCUGUCAGAUCAGCAGAGAACAGUUGAGAAAAUGAAGGGAAUCUCAGAUGAGCCACAGUAUUCCAUUGGGCUGCUGGAGGGAGGGACAGCCCUCGGCGAUGUGAUUGACAAUCACAUCUUUGAACAAACCCAGGCUGAAAAGAGUGCAUUCUUUGUAGCAGACCUGGGAGUCAUAAUGAGGCAGCAUGUUCGCUGGCGAACUCAUAUGGGCCACAUUCGGCCCUAUUAUGCUGUCAGAUGCAACAGCAGCCCAGCUGUUAUUGAGGUUCUCUCUGCCCUUGGCACUGGAUUCGUAUGUACCAACAAGUCUGAACUAGACAUGGUACAGGGCCAUGGUGUUCCCUCAGAAGACGUCAUCUACAGUGGAUUUUGCAAACAGCUCUCCCAUAUUAAGUAUGCUGCUAAGAAUGGUGUUGACCUUCUGGUGUGUGAUAACGAAGCUGAGCUACGCAAGAUUGCUCGUUGCCAUUCCAGUGCCAAGCUGCUGAUACAGGUGUCAACAGACAUGACAGGUCAGGGAGAGGCGAUGAGUAUGACAUUCGGCUGCUCCCUAAAGGAUUGCAGGCACCUUCUGGAAAGUGCUAAGGAGCUGGGUGUGCAGGUAGUAGGGGUCAGGUUCCGCAUACCCAGUUCCUGUAAGGAUGACCAGGUGUAUGUUCAUGCCAUCUCUGACGCCCGCUGUGUCUUUGAUAUGGCAGAGGAUAUUGGCUUUAGUAUGAAAAUCCUGGACCUUGGAGGUGGUUUCAGUGGCUCUGAGACCCAACUGAAACAGGUCAACAGUGUGGUCAUGUCCAUGGUGGACCUGUACUUCCCUCCCUCCUCUGGGAUCUCCAUUAUUGCUGAGCCUGGCAGCUACUUUGUUUCCUCUGCUUUUACUCUGGCUGUCAACAUCAUCUCCAAGGGAGUGGUGGCACGGGAUCACCAGGACCAGAUGCACAGAGAGCCAUCGCUCAACGAUGAGCCAGAGAUGCAGUACUACAUGAAUGAGGGUGUGUAUGGAUCUUUUGCCUGCAAGCUCACAGAAACUGUGGUUCCUGUGCCAUCUGUUCACAAGAACACAGGCCUGGAGGAUCCACUGUUCAGCAGCAGCCUGUGGGGUCCAUCCGGAGAUGACAUGGACAAGGUAGUGGAGCAGUGUCUACUGCCGGAGCUCAGUGUUGGAGACUGGCUCACCUUCGCAAAUGCCGGGGCUUAUAGUCUGGGUCAACCCAUCUCCACUUCCACAGACAUGGCUACUCCGCCCAUCCACUACAUCAUUUCUUCCGGUGACUGGCUUGAUAUGCAGGACACGGGUGUCACCCAAGAGAUCACCUUCAAGAACUUCUCACUGGUCCCUUAUUUUUUAAACUCCUGCCAAUCAGAAGCAGCCAUCUCUGUUCCAGCUUAGUGAUAGGAAGACCAGGAAGGCUUUCAUUUUUACAUUCUGGUUUCUGCAGCCAGCAUCCUCUGGUCUACAUUCCACUAGGAUGAACUGAACAGACAGUGCACAGUGAGCUUCUAUUACUGGGACCAGAAUGAGUUAAUGUUAGCAAACCCAAUGUACAGUACAGAAAGACACUAGCCCUUAGUAGACCGAGUUAAAUGAACAAUUGAUUAAUAUGCAACAAAAUGGACGACUCAAGAAAAAAAGAUCCUACCUUUGUCUUGGGUAUUCAGUGGCAUUAUAGUUUACACCUACAUACAGCAAACAUGAUUAAUUUUAUUGCUAUUGAAACAUGUUGCAUAUACCUCCGUUACUGUUGCCAGUUUUGUAAAUGUCUAUCCCAGAGUCAAGUGAAGUAUUGAAAUGAAAAUUUUGUUUUGAAACUAUAUUUUUUCGAUGCUUCGUCGGAUGAAAAGAAUAUUUAUGUAUAUUUAUGAUUGUAUCAGCUGUAUAGAUGUUUGACAAAGGCUUGUAUCAUCUGUGUGUCUAGCCUACUCAAUUUAAAAAAAAAAAUUUUUUUUUACAUGAAGCCUUGCAGCACUGUACUGCUGUAGAAAUGAAGGUGCAUUUACUCAUCCACCUGAUGCAGUAAAUAAAGCCAUGUUUCUUAAGGGCAGCAUAACAGUGAAACCUCCUGAAGGAGUUCACUGCUAUACUGCACUCUGGUCCAGUUUCAUCUGGUUUAGAGGCAAUAGAAAGCUCACGUUUCUGCGUCCACCAGUUGACUGGUGUUUCAGUGCGUUUUUCCUCCAAAGUGCUGAGUGCUGCCUUAGCUAGCUCGGAUACUAGCAAAAGACCGGCAGGAAUUUGCUAUGCCUUUUGAUGGCAAAACAAGCUUUUAGACUGAAUGUGCUCACGAUGGCAGAGAGAAAGUGUUAAAGGGGUAAGAAGGCAACUUAUUGAAAGAGGGGCUGCUUUUUGAAAUGGCAAUUGUUUUUGUUGCUUGAACACUUAAUUGCUUGUUGCCAUGAUGACUGAUAUUUAUAUUGUACUUUUGACAAUUUCCCCCUCCCCCAAUGUUUAUGAUAAUGUUGAAACAUAUUUCUGCUUUUAACUAGUAUACUUGGAAAGUGUACACUAUAUCUGUAAAUUUGUUCUCCAAUCUUUGUCCAAGGCAUGACGGAUAACAGGAUUUUACCUGUUAUUAACUUUUAAAUGUGCUUGUCAAGGUUAUGAAAUGUAAUAAACACC